Toxotes jaculatrix (banded archerfish) is the source of this 1056-nucleotide messenger RNA. RefSeq lists its product as uncharacterized. The transcript is spliced from 2 exons. Lineage: Eukaryota; Metazoa; Chordata; Actinopteri; Toxotidae. The record is from RefSeq and is a predicted model, not a curated record. The coding region runs from base 174 to 983 and encodes 269 amino acids.
UCUGGUAAGAAGCUGUCCUCCCCUCUGCUGCCUCCUCCAACGCUGCCAGUCUGGUUGACGCCUGCCUCCGGUACACCUGCACAUAACAUACACACACGCGCGUGCACACACAACACACACACACACAGAGAGGAAUGAGAUGUGGAGUGUUGCUAUGAAAGAGGUGGAUUUACAUGAAGGACAGCGCAGCAGAGACAACUGGAGUGGAGGAGGGGGAGUCACACACAUUGGGACAAGAACAUGACUUGAAGAUGAGCUCCCCUCAGCCUGAGUUAGAGGAGAAGGACUGUCCUCCACCAGAGGAAUUAGAAUGUAAAAUUUGUUACCAGCGCUACAAUGCCCACAACCGCAAGCCCAAGAUCCUGGACUGCCUGCACCGGGUCUGUGCCCGCUGCCUCAUUAAGAUCCUGGACAUUGCUGAUGGUGCAGGCUGCAUCUCCUGCCCCUUCUGCCGACACCAAACUGAGAUUACAGAGUUUGAGGUGUCAGCCCUGCCUGACGAUGCUAAUAUUAUGUCCCACUUGGCAAUGCGGGACAAAUCCUGGAGCUCCGACCACAACAGGGAGGUGGUCCUGACUCCAAAGAGUUUCUCCUCCUCUAGCCCGUCUCAUGACUCCUCCAACUGCCUGGUCAUCACCAUUAUGGAAGUGCAGGGAGACACACAGCACUCCCCAAGCCCCAACGGCAGCUCUGACAUUUAUGCUGAGCAGAGCCUGGACUCAGUAUCGAUGGGCUCAAAUGGGCCCGCUGACCAGGACGCCCUGUCCAAGUUCUGUAAUCACGUCCCACGCAUCCUGGUCUGGCUGCUGGGUUUCUUAUACUUUGGCUCACUGCCUCUAGGAAUCUACUUGCUAGUGAUCCAAAGAGUGACACUGGGUAUUGUAUGCGUUAGCUUGGUGCCAUCAAGCUUGACAGUUUGCCUGGUAUAUGGCUUCUGCCAGUGUCUGUGUCAGGGUAUGUGUGACUGCUCCUCCAGGGGCUGAUACGAGGCUACCAAACCAGUGGUCCUUGGAUGGGAUAAAGUCAGCUGCAGAAAACAGGUAUUUGCUUUGUUAU